Molecule: messenger RNA, 564 nt
Organism: Amorphotheca resinae ATCC 22711
Lineage: Eukaryota; Fungi; Ascomycota; Leotiomycetes; Helotiales; Amorphothecaceae
Exons: 3
Coding region: 1-564 (187 amino acids)
Source: RefSeq, a predicted model, not a curated record
AUGUUCCUUCAUCAAUAUGUGCUUCUGACAUACCUCGAUAUAGAAGCCUCGAUGCAGAUGCAUCAUUGGAUAGGAGGUAAAGCACGACACGCUCACGAAUUUGGGAAGCAGAUCAUGGAGACAUAUUGGGAAUCACGAUAUAACAACACUCUAUACCUGCGGCCAACAGCGAUACAGGGGCAACAUCAAGAUACGAAAGCUAAAGAGAUCCUUCUUCAUGUCACCGCACAAGGCGAUGAGCACAAUGAAAGAGGGUGUGGCAAGCCACGAGUGCAAUCAAAAAUUCCCCCAGUUACGUCCCCGAAGGGAAGUAAACGGUUCUCGUCGCCCCGAUGUGCAAUGGAGGACUCGUACCGCCAGCCCCUAAUUCUUGAGCUAGGGCGCUGCCAAGAAGGUAAGUAUGAUUUUGAAAGGAGGGUGUGGGAAGGCGAGGAAUUUAUACUUGAGAGAGGUCCUCAGAAGGCGCUAUGUUUGCAGAGAUCACAUGCUCCUACUGCUUACCUAAGUGCCCUUCAGGCUUCAGGUGCAGCGGGCAUGUGGCGAAGCGUUCCCGCCAGCGAGUAA